UCCAGGAGGAAAGACUCCCGCUUUAUAGGAGAAUCUUUGACUGUGGGAUUCACACGUGCGUCGAGAGAGGGUUGCUCCACCGGGCGGACAGGGAACUUCAUAGAAUGGAGGCCCCACCUGUUAGUAUGAUGCCAGUCACUGGCGGUACCAUAAACAUGAUGGAACACCUGCUUCAAGGUAGCGUUUUGGAUCAAAGCUUGGAGAGUCUUCUUCACCGACUCCGUGGCCUUUGUGACAACAUGGAGCCCGAGACUUUUGUCGAUCACGAGAUGGUCUUCCUUCUCAAAGGCCAGCAGGCCAGCCCGUUUGUCCUUCGCACGCGACGCUCCAUGGACAAACCUGGUGCUCCUUGGCACUUGCGGUAUCUUGGACAGCCGGAAAUGGGAGACAAAAACCGCCAUGCCUUGGUGCGGAAUUGUGUGGACAUUGCCACCUCGGACAACCUGACAGACUUCCUGGUCGAAAUGGGCUUCCGCAUGGACCAUGAGUUUGUAGCCAAGGGGCAUGUGUUCCGCAAAGGCAUUAUGAAGAUUGUGGUGUACAAGAUCUUCCGCAUCCUCCUCCCAGGAAACACCGAUAACAUUGAGCCUCUGUCUCUCUCCUACCUUGUGGAGCUCAGCAUUGUGGCACCGGCGGGGCAAGACAUGGUUUCUGACGACAUGAGGAGUUUUGCUGAGCAGCUAAAGCCCCUUGUCCAUUUGGAGAAAAUAGAUCCUAAAAGACUGAUGUGA
This is a messenger RNA of Notechis scutatus (mainland tiger snake), 731 nucleotides long. RefSeq names its product mediator complex subunit 18 (gene MED18). The record is from RefSeq and is a predicted model, not a curated record. Gene Ontology annotation, molecular function: transcription coregulator activity. Gene Ontology annotation, biological process: regulation of transcription by RNA polymerase II; termination of RNA polymerase II transcription. Lineage: Eukaryota; Metazoa; Chordata; Lepidosauria; Squamata; Elapidae. Gene Ontology annotation, cellular component: mediator complex; core mediator complex.